This is a messenger RNA of Zea mays, 1894 nucleotides long. RefSeq names its product fatty acid alpha-dioxygenase. The transcript is spliced from 11 exons. Gene Ontology annotation, molecular function: peroxidase activity; oxidoreductase activity, acting on single donors with incorporation of molecular oxygen, incorporation of two atoms of oxygen; heme binding. Gene Ontology annotation, biological process: response to oxidative stress. The record is from RefSeq and is marked provisional. Bases 35 to 1894 code for a protein of 619 amino acids. Lineage: Eukaryota; Viridiplantae; Streptophyta; Magnoliopsida; Poales; Poaceae.
CUCCGGUAGGCCGGGGUCUUUUCUUCUGCCAGCCAUGGGUUCAGGUCUCUUCAAGCCUUGUGUUCAUCCGGACUUCCGUGUUGUUUUCUCUAAGAUGUCUUUCGGUGACAAGAUUGGCUUUCUAUUCGUUCAUGCAUUUGACAAGAGAAACCUGUGGCACAAGAUGCCUGUUCUGAUCGGUUUACUGUACCUGAACACCCGUCGGACCCUCCUCGAAAAAUACAACCUGCUAGCUGUUGGGAGUUCUCAUGGUGCUCUGAUUGACCCCAAGGAUCAGUUCAUGUACCGCACCGGAGAUGGCAAGUACAAUGACCCCGAUAAUGCUGAGGCUGGUAGCCAAUACACAUUUUUUGGGAGAAACAUGAAGCCGGUUGAUCAAGAGUAUGAGUUGAUGAGCCCAGAUCCAUUUGUUGUGGCGACAAAGCUGUUAGCCAGGAGAGAAUACAAGGACACAGGAAAACAGUUCAAUAUACUAGCAGCUGCAUGGAUACAGUUCAUGGUUCAUGACUGGAUGGAUCAUAUGGAGGAUACCAAACAGAUUGAAAUCACAGCUCCAAACGAAGUGGCCAAUAAGUGCCCACUCAAAUCAUUCAAGUUCUAUGCCACAAAAGAACUGCCUACGAAUUCUGAUGGAACAAUAAAGACUGGUUACUACAAUGUCCGCACAGCUUGGUGGGACGGGAGUGCAAUAUAUGGUAAUAAUGAUAAAAAGGCAGAAAAGCUCAGGACUUAUGUUGAUGGAAAACUAGUGAUCGGAGAUGACGGUCUUCUUUUGCAUGAGGAGAAUGGUGUGGCAUUAUUGGGCGAUGUCCGCAACAGUUGGGUUGGGGUUUCGAUCUUACAAGCUCUUUUUGUUAAGGAACACAAUGCAGUGUGUGAUGCAAUAAAGGAAGAACAUCCCAACCUAUCAGACGAAGAAUUAUAUCGAUAUGCUAGAUUGGUCACUUCUGCUGUCAUUGCAAAGGUUCACACUAUUGAUUGGACUGUGGAGCUUCUCAAGACUAAGACCAUGAGAGCUGGAAUGCGCGCAAAUUGGUAUGGUUUAUUGGGUAAGAAAAUAAAAGAUACAUUUGGUCACAUAGGAGGACCGGCAUUAGGUGGGCUUGUGGGAUUGAAGAAGCCGAUCAACCAUGGCGUACCUUAUUCUUUGACUGAAGAGUUUACUAGUGUUUACAGAAUGCACUCCCUAUUACCAAGCACUCUUAAGCUCAGGGAUCCGACCGGCCAACCCGAUGCAAAUAAUUCCCCACCGUACUUGAAAGACGUCGAUAUUGGAGAGUUGGUUGGUCUCAAGGGGGAAGGACAACUAUCGAAAAUAGGCUUUGAAAUGGAAAUAUUAUCAAUGGGAUAUCAAGCUUGUGGUGCACUUGAACUAUGGAACUACCCAAGUUUCUUCAGGGACCUCAUACCACAAAAUUUGGAUGGUACCAAUCGAUCUGACAGGAUCGACCUUGCUGCCCUAGAAGUAUACAGAGAUAGGGAGAGAAGUGUACCGAGGUACAAUGAGUUCAGGAGAAGACUAUUUCUGAUUCCAAUAAAAUGCUGGGAGGAUCUGACAAGUGACAAGGACGCAAUUGAAGCCAUAAGAGCAAUAUAUGGAGACGAUGUAGAGAAAUUGGAUCUUCUUGUUGGUCUUAUGGCAGAGAAAAAAAUCAAGGGGUUUGCCAUAAGCGAAACAGCAUUCAACAUUUUCAUUUUAAUGGCAUCGAGGAGACUGGAAGCAGAUCGAUUUUUUACAAGCAAUUUCAAUGAGAAAACAUACACAAAGAAGGGGAUGCAAUGGGUCAAAACAACUGAAGGCCUACGGGAUGUGAUCAACCGGCACUACCCUGAAAUCAGUGCCAAGUGGAUGAAGUCCUCUAGUGCUUUCUCUGUGUGGGAUGCAGACUACUAG